CUUCUUCAAGAUCCCCCUCCCGUCUCCCAAGCCGCCGCCGCGCACGUGAACCGCUCGUCGGACCCGAGCGCCGCCGCCCAUGGCCGACUCCAGCGCCCUCGUCGUCUCCGCCACCGCCCCCGCCCCCGGCGCGGAGGCGAAGCAGCAGCAGCAGCAGCACCCGCUGAGCCAGAUCGCGGCGAGCGGGACGCACCGGCUGCUGCUGAAGCAGUGGGUCAAGGAGGAGGACCUGCUGGCGCGCCGCGUCGCGCUGCGGGAGGCCCGCCUCGACGGCGCGCGCAAGGAGAUCGCCUUCCUUUACUGCGCCUUCUUCGCCUUCCACGCCGCCUCCGUCCUCCUCCUCUUCCUCUCCUCCCCCGGUGCCGCCACGGCCGAGGCGUGCAGGCGCUCCUGGAUCCCCUGCCUCGUCUCGCUGCUCUCCUCGCUCGUCAUGCUCUGGGCGCUGCGGUACAAGUCCGACACGGAGGCCGUCCUGGAGCGCCUCCUCGCGCGGGAGCGGGAGGACGCGCUGCUCCUCGCCAGGUGCGUCUCCGAGCUCAAGCGCAAGGGGCUCGACUUCGACCUGCUCAAGGAGGUGGACGCGCUGCGUAGGGCCAAGAGCCUCCGCGUCGAGGCCAAGGGCGCCGAGAAGCCCAGGCGAUGGCAGGCCAGGGACCUCGCCGUCUUCGCGCUCUUCGCCGCCGCCUGCGGGGUGCUCGUACUCACCAGGUUCCUGCUCUGUAACUAGACAAGAUCACAAAGGGUUGCCUGCCUCCUUGGCGCUGUCCUUGAUUACCGUUGCUGGAUGAAGAUGAAGGCCCCACUGUCGUAGUUGCAGAACUGUUUGUUCUGCGAAUUUUGGUGUUGGAUUUUAUAUGUUUCAUGUUUGUAAUAAGGAAAAUAUGCGAUGCGCCAGGUUUUAUC
This is a messenger RNA of Panicum hallii, 903 nucleotides long. RefSeq lists its product as uncharacterized. The transcript has a single exon. Lineage: Eukaryota; Viridiplantae; Streptophyta; Magnoliopsida; Poales; Poaceae. The coding region runs from base 80 to 727 and encodes 215 amino acids. The record is from RefSeq and is a predicted model, not a curated record.